CCGCCACGACCUCGUACGUAGCCGAACGACACGGCGACAAAAAUCCAGACCGCAUUCUUCUUGUCAAGCGGACUUUGACUUUCGCUUUCCCUCUUUUUUGUCUAAUAAAUUCGCUCAUCCCAAACCGUCACCACUGCCGGACGAUUUGGAAACAGCAAAGAUCUCUACGCUUUCUUUUGGUACAAUACGUUUCUACCUUCCUUGUCAAUAGUAUUUUUUUGAUCCUCGACUGUUGCUUCCCGCCAGCGGCACGCUCGUCUCUACCAAACGAACCCGACAUAAGCAACCCCUACCUACUUCCUUAGCCUACUACUGACGACCGACACGACCUGACGACUUGAACGAACAUCUUCCGCUUCACUCGCCCAUAAUCGACAUUAUUGCCUUUGGCAAGGCAUAGAGUGCCUCUUUUUUGGAUCUGCAUCCAUCACUAUCAUUUCAAGGCUUUCCACAAGCCCCUCGUCACUUUGGUCAGGGGUAUAGAAUCGCGCCUGGUGUCUUUCGCCUUGUCUAUACGCUUCCCGAUCAACUCGAAAAUUGGACUAUUUGUCAACUUCCAGCCUUAUCAACACGAGCUAUUCGGACUCGAACUAUACAAUGGCUACCGAAGCUCCUCGUCAAUAUGUGCCCCUGACCUGCCACGGUCAUUCGCGACCAGUUCCCCACAUCAACUUCUCUUCUACCUUCGAGAGCGAGAACUACUUUAUGAUUUCGGCCUGCAAAGAUGGAAACCCCAUGCUGCGGCAAGGUCAGACAGGAGACUGGAUCGGCACUUUUAUCGGCCACAAGGGUGCUGUUUGGCAGGCAAAGUUGAGCCCUGACAUGAGUAAUGCCGCUACCGCCUCGGCCGAUUUCAGUUGCAAAAUCUGGAACUCUCACACCGGCGAGGUUCUCUUCACUCUCAAACAUGAACACAUUGUUCGUGCCAUCGCAUACCCUCCGAACACCUCCGACAUGGUAGCCACAGGUGGCUUCGAGAAAAGGCUGCGUUUGUGGGAUCUCCAGGCGGCGUCCAAGAAACUCGCUGAGACUACGGAGGAGGUUGCGAUCGAUUCCUCGGAGGCCCACGAGAUUGGUGCGGGCACACACACUGAUCCCAUCAAGGCUAUUGUCUGGUCUCCGGACCCAACCAAGAUCAUCACAGCCUCGGGCAAGACUCUACGCUGGUUUGAUGUACCGACUAAGAGUCUGGUCAAGUCCCUCGUUCUUGAUGACGAGAUCAAGUCGUGCGAGUCCUCACAGCUUGAUCCCCAAUUUGCGGAUGCCAGUGAUAUCAACGGUGGAUCUCCUGUGCUCGCUGUGGCGGCGGGGAAGACGGUUAUCUUCUUCGGCGGCCGUCAGAUGAACGAAGAGCUGAAGCGUAUCAAACUAAGCCACGGUAUUGCGAGUGUGGCUCUGGACCUGAAACAGAGGAAGUUUGCUGUGGGUGAAGAGCCCGGUACUUGGGUGCGCGUCUACAGCUACGAAGAUGGAAAGGAGAUUGAUGUGCACAAGGGCCACCAUGGGCCGGUAUGGUCGAUUGCUUUUUCUCCUGACGGCAAGCUGUACGCUACAGCUUCCGAAGACGGAACAAUCAAGUUGUGGAAAAAUUGCGAGGGUUUCUACGGCCUUUGGCGUGGUGGUGCUAAUGGGGUCGAGAAGUCGUCGGACUAGAAGUCACGACGCUCGCUCGAUUCCGCGACAGUGGACAGCGGGGUUCAGUCGGACUAGUCCUCCUCGGCCCACGCUAAAGAGUCUACGAGAACAUCACACGAGUCUGGACAUUCGGCUCUUCAGUCUCAGGAACUUGUUCGCGCGAAUUCCCCGGGUUACUCUGCGAAGUUUCCCGAACCAUCCGAUGCUGUCAAGUUGGAACUCUUCGCUCUGCGCUCACCAACAAGCGGGAUUGUUAUCAGCCACGAUUUGCAAACCCACCCGCAAAAUUGUCACAAACACCCUUCAGCGCACCCAUCAACGAAUGGUGUGUGGUUGAACCCGCGUUUGGUAGGAAAUAGUGAGACUGGUUCGUGUAGCUCUGGAAGCUUGGGAUAUGUCACGGCGUCAUCUCUCACAGGCAGCCAGCACCUUGAAGCUAGCAACCGACCACGAACACAAUCUGACCUGCCUUGUCCCAGCCGGGAUCUUAGCCCCGGCGCCCACAGAAAACUCAAGUUUCUUGCGGCACUCGGCCGUCGCGGGCUUACAUUUAGCGAACCUCUCCCCCACCCCCCAAACCCCUGCAGCUGAUUGCGCCUUGUCUUGAUCAGUCAGUGCAUGGAACCCCCAGAAAAGAAAGAGAAAAUACACAGAUGAUGUACCAUGCAACAUUGUUGAUACACCUGGUGCACCUCUAGUCUACAGUCUGGAUACGCAGCAUACCCCCUUGGCAAUUCAUGUUGAGCUGGCUUGGCCUCUAUACUCAACCGUUUGUGUCAGUCUGGUCGCCGCACUCAUCCAGCUUGCUUUAUAAGAAUACAUAGUUUCCUACUUCCCAGUUACCGCAUAUAUUUUUGACUCACGUUGUCCGCACCUCUGUUCUUUUGGUUUUUUAUUGGUGCUAGAAUUUGUUCAACUUGAGCCAUAAAUCAACCUAGUUUCUUCUUUUUUUUUGUAAGAUUCGCAUUUUUUUAGCGCAAAAGAUAACGCAAAAUCAGCGCGAGCUGAGCAUUUCGGAGUUGGGUCCCCAUGGCUUGGAUCUGGCAGAGACUGGGUGGGUUGUGAUUCACUUAAGCGCACAAGCAAUAGACGCACAUAGAAAAGCUUCACAUAACGCAUUUGACUGGUUACACUGAUCUGGAGUGUUUUUUUUUUUUCUUCUUUUUUUUUCUCCUGUGUUUAAUU
Messenger RNA from Pyricularia grisea, 2820 nucleotides. RefSeq lists its product as uncharacterized. Gene Ontology annotation, biological process: spliceosomal snRNP assembly. The coding region runs from base 598 to 1653 and encodes 351 amino acids. NCBI's taxonomy places the organism in Eukaryota, Fungi, Ascomycota, Sordariomycetes, Magnaporthales, Pyriculariaceae. Gene Ontology annotation, molecular function: RNA binding; protein binding. Gene Ontology annotation, cellular component: SMN complex. The transcript is spliced from 4 exons. The record is from RefSeq and is a predicted model, not a curated record.